Paramecium tetraurelia is the source of this 1125-nucleotide messenger RNA. RefSeq lists its product as uncharacterized. The record is from RefSeq and is a predicted model, not a curated record. The transcript has 5 exons. Lineage: Eukaryota; Ciliophora; Oligohymenophorea; Peniculida; Parameciidae.
AUGAAUAGAGAUUUAAGAUUCAACGGGCUACAAUAGACAGUUAAAGGAAAUAUUAAAGUAAAAGAUGUGAAAUUUUUAUUGGCUCAAAAGGCCGAUACAUUUCCUUAAUUAUUGGUGGCAUUUACAAAAUUUGGUAUAUUGGAGGAUGAAACUGAAUUAUUUAAAAUAUAUGAUAACAUAUAUGUAUAUUCAAUAGGGUAUUUAAUUGAAAAAUUAAAAAAUGAUGUCUAUAAUAAGAAAUCUAAUCCCAAUAAUAAUUCUAUAUAAUUGAGCACAAUAAUUAGGUCUUUUAAGGAUAGAAAGUCAUUUAAUGAAAUUGAUCACACAUUUGAUUAAAGAUAAUAUAAUAGCGUAGAUACAAAUUUUUGUUAGAAAAAAUAUAAAAAUGGGAUUGAUUAUGUUUAAGAAUAAAUAAAAAAAUAAAUGUAAAAAGAUCAAAAUUAGACAAAGGAAUGCAAUAAUACGAGCAACAUACAUUAUUAUUGCCAAAUCCAGAAAACUGAAGAAUCUAUAAAACCUUACGAAGAAAUAAGAAACUCAAAAAGUUCAAUUCCCCAUUAAUAAUAACAAGGCUCAAGGAUUUAUUAUAAUUUAAAUUCACCUGCUAGGGAACUAUAGAAAUAAAUUCAAAAAUAUCAGGAUAUAAUUGAAUAAAAAGAGUACUAAAUUAAACAAUUAGAGUAAAUAAAUUAAUCUUCUGCUUUAAAAUUGUAAAUAUAGUGUUAAUAAAUUGAAAAUCAAGAUAAGUAUAUCAUUAGAUUAAAACAAUAAGAGCUUAAAUAUGUUAAAUUAUUAGGAACCAUCUCUGAGUAUUUAUAAAAAAUAAUUGGUUAAAUAUAAUAAAAAUUAGAAAGAAAAUAAAAAUAAUAAUUAGAAAAAGAAAAAACUUCAACUGAUUUUUUAACAAGAUAGAUUUAAUCAGCUAGAGCAGACUAUAAGAUAAAGAUCAAAUAAUAAUAACUUUUCAUUUCUAAUUAAAAAUUAGACUAAAUAUUUAGUGCAAAAUUGAUAGAUUUGUAAAAUUAAUUAACAGAAACAAUAUUGCUAAAUUAAUCCAUUGAUGAUUUGGUAUAAGAUGCAGAAUUCUUAGAGUUGGAUAGUAGUUUCCGAUUUGAUUUUGAAUGA